UUAGCCUUAUUUCUCUCUUCCCGACUUCUAUACGAGAGUUUGCACCUAAUUGCAUCGUAUCGCAUCGCCUCGCCGUUUCGACCUAAUUGCAUCGCAUCGCCGUUUUGACCUAAUUGCAUCGCAUCGCCGUAUCAACCUGAUCGGAUACAAAAGAAUUCACCCUGAUACGUACACCGCAGUCAUAUCUCCAUUCGUCUCUCCUUCUCCAUUCAUCGCAUCUACCAUUUCUGGUCAUUGCGUUUCUGUGGCUGUGAAUUUCUAUGAUUUGUCUUUUGACAAAUCAUAUUCGUCUCUCCUUCUCCAUUCAUCGCAUCUACCAUUUCUGGUCAUUGCGUUUCUGGGUUGAAAAAAUAUAUGAUGCCAUUCGAGGAAGAAUUCUGAAAGAAGUUGGAAGCCCUGAACUGGAGAGUGGUGCUGUUAAUGCUGCUCUAGAUCUUUAUGAUGUCAUUCCAUUCCCUUGUCUAUUCCAAAUUUCCAUUUCAUCAUUUUCUCAUACACCUUUAAACUCUUUGCACGUUGUCCACUGUAAGGCCGGAAUGGCCAGAAUAGGCUUAGUGAUUUCAUAUAUUCUUUUAUAUCUCGAGCUUUUCCCUACCGCUGAAGAGUCUAUAUCAUAUUAUAACCAAAAAAUGUGUCUGAACUCAGCAGUGAGCAGCAGGUCCAGCACCACCAACUCCAAAAUCGGUAGUGGAAUUGUAUGUCUAACACAAUACUCCAUUUGGAUCCGAGAGAUACUUUAUGUGUUUGUUACACAUGUUGCUGGAAGAUUUAACUGUUUAAGUGAAGCUACUAAGCAGGAGACAGCUGCAAAAAUCUUGAAAUGCUUGAAAAACAUCAUGACCAUUAUUCUUGUGCAGAGCCUACAUGUGAGGAAGGUUAGAAGCAAUGUUACUUAAAGCAAAGGGCAUAGGCUAAGGCUGAAAAAGCCCCCACUAUGGAAUGGAAUGUGGCCAUUACAGAGGAAAUGUGAUUCCUUCCUUUUUGUUAAUUUUCAUUCCAUCAUGGAAUGGAAUGAAAAAUUGCAAUAUAACCCAUUUUUAACUAUGUAGUUUUUAGUGAUUUAGAUCUUUGUAAAAGAAAUUUCCUUCUUUUAGCUUCUUUUUUUAUAAGUAGAGAACAAUUUAUAUAUUGUGGGUUUGUUUAAAUUUGAGAACAAAUGG
Lactuca virosa is the source of this 1160-nucleotide messenger RNA. The record is from the annotation of a GenBank genome assembly. NCBI's taxonomy places the organism in Eukaryota, Viridiplantae, Streptophyta, Magnoliopsida, Asterales, Asteraceae.